This is a messenger RNA of Ostrea edulis (European flat oyster), 5136 nucleotides long. RefSeq names its product coadhesin-like. NCBI's taxonomy places the organism in Eukaryota, Metazoa, Mollusca, Bivalvia, Ostreida, Ostreidae. The transcript has 7 exons. Bases 4094 to 5071 code for a protein of 325 amino acids. The record is from RefSeq and is a predicted model, not a curated record.
CUCCUAGGCACCUGAUCCCACCUCUGGUGUGUCCAGGGGUCCGUGUUUGCCCAACUAUCUAUUUGGUAUUGUUUAUAGGAGUUAUGAGCUUGAUCAGUGUUCGUUAUCUUCACCUUGCAUAUGUUAUUUUAUAUAUAUAUAUAUAUAUAUAUAUAUAUAUAUAUAUAGGUAAUCAAUAACGUGUAAGGAUGAAACAACCACCACUGAUCGCAUGGAUUAUGCUUACUCUUCCCAUUUAAUGACAUCUUUAUUUCUAUUUCACAUCAUACGUGUUCCACUGUCCAUUCUGAUUGUGUGAUACUAACCAUUAGGAAUCUGUUUCAUAUUAAAGUGCCCAUUUUUCAGUAAAUUACUGUGAACAUUUUCAUACCUGAUGUUUUCAUCUGAUGCGAAUGUUAUAGCAUAUAUUGUUUUUCUUCUCUUACUAGUACAUUUGUAUUUAUCACCCUGUACAAAUUUGCCCAGAGGACGUACAAGUCUAGGGGGCUGAACCAUUAAUACAAUAAAUCUAAACUAUCCUGUCUGUGAUAUCAAUGUAGGAUUAAAUGAAAUGAAUACUGUAAAUGUAUUACAUUUGGCUGUGUAUUUUAUUUAGCGCCUUUGGCGCAACGCAGCUUCCGCUAAAUCAAGUACAUCGCUAAAUGCCAUCCGUAAAUCUAGAUGUUUAAAGUAAUUCAGGAAUGCACUAAAUCAAAUCUACGCUAACUUGUUGAAAAAACGAUUUCCGCCAAAUAUCGUACACGCCAAAUAUAAUACGUUUACAGUAUUUCCUAUGUACAUUUUUUCUUAAGUUUAAUUAUGUUAUGGGUCCUGUUUUGUUGGGGCAUGAAGAUAGUGAAAUCUGUAAACCAUUCUGUCUCCAGUGAAAUCUGUAAACUAUUCUCUCUCCAGUGAAAUCUGUAAAGUAUUCAGUCUCCAGUGAAAUCUGUAAAGUAUUCAGUGUCCAGUGAAAUCUGCAAACUAUUCAGUCUCCAGUGAAAUCUGUAAAGUAUUCUGUGAGAUAGUGAAAUCUGUAAAGAAUUCUGUGAGAUAGUGAAAUCUGUAAAGUAUUCUGUGAGAUAGUGAAAUCUGUAAACUAUUCUUUGAGAUAGGUCCUCAAUACCCCUCGGGAUCCGGGUUAAAAUCGAUCCUCAGUACCCCAACCCUCCAGAUCUGGGUUAGAUUAGGUCCUCAGUACCUCUUGCUUGUCGUACGAGGUGGUCAAAUGGGGUGGUCCUUCGUAUAAAACCGCAAAACCGAGACCCUGUGUCAAAGCAUUUGUGGCACGAUAAAGAUCCCCCCUGCUCAAAGUCCGUAAGCGCCGAGCAUAGGCCUAAAUUUAGCAGCCUUUCACCUGCAAUGGUGAUGUCUCCAUAUGAGUGAAAAAUUGUCGAGAGGGACGUUAAACAAUAUACAUUCAAUCAAUUCCACUGAGAAUAAUGUUACAACACGUUUAAAUAAUCAUCGGAUUUGAAGUGGUAAAAUCUUGACUUUGAUAGAGAAAUAGGAAAUUUUGUGAUAAUGAAAUUUUUUUUAUUUUUAAAAUAGGUAGUUUAUGUUGAGAGAAAAAAAUUAAUUUAUAUAUGAUACAGAAAUAAACAAAUCGAUAAUCAAAUAACGAUUGUCCUCUAAACAUCGGCAUAGCAUGAAAUAUUUUCUUAUCUCACCUUGAACCGUGUAUGAUAUAGCCUAACACUACUGAUAAAUGUAUGUGUGAAAGAAGCCAGUUUGUCAUCUGUUCUUGUCUCGAAUCUCCUAGGGCUUUAACAUGAAGUUGACACUAACAUUAUGUUCUACACUAUUCCUUCACUGCCUUGGAUACUGUUUUGGAAUUCUACUUAAUGAUCCUCAGUUGUAUGAACAGAGGUUACAACAGCUGGAGUCGAUAGUCCAUCAACAGAGUUCGAAGAUAUCUGAUCUGGAGUCCAAAUUAGCAAAUGCACCCAGUAUCACUAACCCUGUGUAUUUCACGGCCUACUCCAGGCAGACCCUAAAGCCGGCCGGUCAUCAGAACAUCGCCUAUGACACUGUUUAUCACGAUUCCCACAAUGCCUAUGAUAGUAGUACUGGAUUUUUCACUGCUCCCAUCCAGGGGCUAUAUGUUUUUGCGUGGACCACAGAAAUACUGCAUGGUUACAUUUUUGACAGUGAAAUUCUGCUGAAUGGUGCUUCACGACAACGUAAUGGCUGCGAUAUGGUUGGCGCUACCCGAGGUUACACCACAUGUACCGGAGUCGUUCCUUUGGAACUUAAAGUUGGCGAUGUUGUUAAUAUCCGUUCAGUCUCCAGUAAUUAUGUUUUGGGAAAUGGGUGGUCCUCGUUCACUGGAUGGCUUGUUAGAUAAAGAUAACAUAACAAAGAUUACAUAUUCUAGUAGUUGUCGUUUUUAUGUGGCUUUAGAAUAUUUGGUUGGAACAAUGCUGCAUAAUGUUUUCUUUGAAGAGGAGUUUUGCUGACAAUCUACUUUCCUCUUUGUACAGUACGUUUUAUGAAAUGAAUUUUUGCUACUGAAAUAUAUCAGGGGCCUGGACACGAUUUGAUCGGAAUUUUUUCAAAUUAUAUAUAGAAUGCUUAAUAGAAAAUAUCAUGUUUUUAAAAAACAAAAUGAGGUGUGACAAACACUAGAAACUGUUUAAUGUUGUUCAGAAUUAAGUUGUAAAUUGAAAAGGCAAUGAACUUUUACUAGAAUGUUUAAUCUUUGUAAACAAAAACAUGGCAAGAGCCUUGUUUACAUAACAAAGAAUUAUGAGCUCUGUAUAUCUCACGUAACUCGACAACUGAUAUUCAAAUGUUAGUAUACCAUUAGAAAUACCUUAGUUAAUUUGUAAAUAUUAAAAAUGAAAAAAUACUGUUUGCUACUGGCAAUACAAAGCAUUUUCAUUUUUUCAAAAAGAUGUUAACUAAUGUUAGAGAGUAUCAUCAUUGAAUGUCAUAAUCCCACCCUCUGAGGGGGGCUGCCCCUCAGUUGAAGAUCAAGAGGAUACUUUCAUGGACUAUUAAUAAUUGUUUGUCCUCUUGUAUAUGUGAGCCUUUCAAUUAAUUCUAACAUUGCUAUCACCAAUAGCUACAUUUUUGUACAAUAUGAUUACAAUGUAUAAACCUAUAAAUAUUUUUUUGAAUAUGUGUGUUGCAUCAUACAUGCCCCUUUAAUGCUUUAGUAAUUCAAAUUUGAAUUAUAAAGUAAUUGUAAAUCCGAUUUCUUUGCAGUUGGACAAUAUGAUACAAAUAUGGCGACAGUUGUAUUUAAUUCCAUAACAACAUACAGCGUCACACUAUCUGGUCAUUUCCGAAAAAUGAUUGUGGGUUUUGACUCAACCAGUUAACCUAAUCUAUACUUACUUAAUUCUAGUUAUAUAUAUAAUGGUACUUUACAAUCACCUACUAUUCAACGUUUAUCAUUCACCUUUGGCUAAAAUAGAAACUAGAUAAUAAUAACAAAGUAUAUUGUUAUCAUUUAUAGUUGUUACAAUUUUGUUUCUGAAGACAUUCUGCGUUUCAUUAACUGCUACACAUUCUUGAUAUAGUAAAAAAAACAAAAAAACUCAAAUAGGUCCGAAAUUAACAUCUCAAAUUUGCCUCAUAAAUUAUUUUAAAUUCUUCACGAUCCACUCAAUGCUCUCGGGGGCACCUGUCACGACGUUAAAGUAUAGUUGUAAAGAAGUGAAUGGUGUGUUUAAGUUGUAAUGCUGGUGCACGUACCUACUUUUCGGGUGGCGACAGCUUUGAGAUAUUCUAUAUAACGGAAGUACAGGGAGUCCCAUGCGACGUUUACGAUGUCCGGCAUCAUUAUAACCCUGUCGGUAUUUGCGGCAUUUGUGGUUCUUUUCCGACAAAAUGAGGGACACAUGAUUCAGAAAAGGUAACUUUCUAGUUGUCAAUAUAUAUCUAAUUAUAUAAUUAAUUAUUAUCUAAUUUUAGACAGAUAUAUUCAUGUAAGUAUUGCACAAUUACUGACCAUCGAAACUUAAAUAAAAGGAGAGAAAACAAAGAAAAUCGUUCUCUUUUUUAUUUCAACGGUAAUGAGUUUUUCUUCUUUUGGUUUGUGAACCUAUUGGUAAAUAAACAUUGACUUUACAUUAUCCCCCAAAUGUAAAGAAGAUUCUUAGUUUCAUGUAUGUCACGUAGGAGCUGCAAUAUCCACAAUGGUAUCUACUACUACCGAUGUACUAACUACCAUCAGGAGAAGUACCACAUCUACGAGUCCUGUGGACUGUUUGGCUGGGCAAGAUGUAGACGAUCAAGAUACAGAUCCCGAGCUAACUAUGCCACGUGUACAAGAUCCUGCCAGGUGAAUGGCGGUUGGAAUUCCUGGCACCCGUGGAGUACGUGGGAGGCAUGCAGUCGAGAUUGCGGGGGAGGAAUUCGUCUGCGGUAUGCCAUUCGUUACUGUAACAACCCAACACCCAAAAACGGCGGUAAAUCCUGCCCAGGAUCGUAUAACAGGAGUGCCAGUGAGAAAUGUAACGUUCAACCUUGUCCUGUGAAUGGUAGCUGGGGUACAUGGCAGUCUUGGAGUAAAUGGGGGGAGUGUAGUACGAGCUGCGGAGAGGGAACACGAACCAAGACCAGAAAGCGUUACUGCAACAACCCAACUCCUAAACAUGGCGGAAAGGCGUGUCGUGGUCGUAAUUCGAAGCGAGUGAGUGAGAAGUGUGCGAUAGUGCAAUACUGUUCAGUAAACGGAGGCUGGAGCAGUUACGGUUCCUGGGGCACUUUUGGUCCAUGUACAAAGACUUGUGGGGGCGGUUCCCAAACCAGAUAUAGAUACAGAGAAUGCAACAACCCCAAACCGCAACAUGGUGGACGGCAUUGUUCUGGGACAUCAGUUUUAUCACACACUACGCCAUGCAAUACUAGUCCAUGUCAAGGAAAUGCUGGCAAUGAAACCAGUCUCCAUGGCAAUGAAACUGAGAACAACAAUUUGACUAAAGAUGGAGGGGGCCUGGAUAAUUCACCAGGCUUUGGGAACGAAACAGUCAAUAAUAAUUCGAACCAAACAUCCAGCAGUCUUCACAGCGGCCAGGAUUUCAAUCGUACCGAAGCUGCAAAAACUGAAGACGUGUUGGAUACUACAACAAUGACUACACCCUGAAACAGUUCAGAUUCCGUACCAAGUACGUGCUGAACGCAGAGCUCAAUAAAUUCUGGUGUCGAUAA